This is a messenger RNA of Colletotrichum truncatum, 2934 nucleotides long. Its product is annotated as KH domain-containing protein. Gene Ontology annotation, molecular function: RNA binding. NCBI's taxonomy places the organism in Eukaryota, Fungi, Ascomycota, Sordariomycetes, Glomerellales, Glomerellaceae. The record is from RefSeq and is a predicted model, not a curated record. Gene Ontology annotation, cellular component: cytoplasm.
AUGAACAAACUGGCAAACAUGCGACACUGGUCCGAGAGGAUGAGCCCCAAUUUCGGAAUGGGACGUCCCAAUAUGCCCAUGAACCCCAUGAACCCGAGAAGAGACACAGCUCCUCAGCAGGCUGCUUCAAUAAGCUCACCUCAGCCUCUCGAUCAACCAACGCCCAUCAUCCACUAUUCAUUCAAUGUGCCUUUCGCCUCCGAUCUUGCUGGCCCCAAUACCGAGGAUAUCCUUCAUGCAACCGCCGACGCCGUACUCCGAUGGACUCAUCCCGAAGAUGCUCCCGACGAUGUCCAGGUCCACGAGCUGCCCGUCCACACCCAGAAUUUGGCGAAUUUGCGCAAGGUCUGCAAGGAUAUCACUAGUGGUCCUUUCCAGAUUGAGGCACAUGUCAUCUCGACAACCCCCAAGAAUGCGAAGGGUCAACAGGUCACUACUGUGUGCCUUUCGGGUACGCCGGAAAUGGUUCAUAAGAGCAGAGAGACGAUUUUGAACGACAACCAGACUGUCCUGCGUUGUACCACGGUCGAUGUGGAAGGCCAUCUUGUUUGUGACCUUACUGCCGGUGCUCUGAAGCAGCAAGUCACGGAUACCCUGGACUACAUCUCCAAAUACUGCGGGGUCGAUAUUUUCCUGUUGGGUCCCAAGUUGACCCCGGUCGUCGACGGCAUGACGGGUGACUCUGAGAUGCGUGUGGAUCAGAGAUGGCGAGUUGCCAUUUAUGGUGAUAUUUUGUCUGUCGAGCAUGCGAAGGCUCGUGUGCUUAUCCAGAUUGACACUCUGCUCGGGCGAGUCGUUGAUGCCACCAAACUCGACUUGUCAAUCCAUCAGCUUGUCUGUGGCCGCCACAGGAAGAAUAUCAAGCUCAUAGAGUCGUCGACCGGCACUGCCAUCUAUUUUCCCCCGCCCUUCUCUCAGAUGUACCGCUACUGUCCGCCUGGUGCAAGCCGUCGAGACCCUACCGACAUCUUUAUCACUGGAGAAAGCCCCCAGGCUAUUGAACUAGCCAAGCAGAAGCUCCAUGAGACUGUUUCACGUAUUAGACUCUACAUGAAGGACGUCACGAUCGCCCCCGCCAAGAUUGACAGUGUUCUGCUCACACGCCUGGACAAAGUCCGCAAGAUCCUCGAGGCAAACGGCACUUACAUCUUGUUUCCGCCUCUUGCGAGCCAACGUAAUAUGGUCCGAGUCCAAGGCAGCGAAGGGCUUCACGUUGAGCGCACGGUGCGCGAGAUCAUGGCCUUGGCUGGCCAGUUCUACAGCGCGGCUUGGUGGAUUCAGCAGCCUGACAAUCGACAGCUCCCAAACCCCGCUGAUGUUAGAACCAUGCUUGGUGAUGUUUGCGCAAACUCGGAUGCCGACUUGUCUUUCGACAAGAUGAACUUCUCCAUCACUGGGUCUGAUGACGCUGUAAAGGCCGCUUUAAUGGUCAUGUCUGAGAUCAAGUUUCUUGUGCAGUCGCAGUAUCAGAUCCGUGUGAAGAUUGAGCUUGCCAACGAGCACAAGGAGUUUGUGAGCGGCAAGAAGAAUGGAAAGAUCAACAAGAUCAUGGGCCAGAGCAGCGUUCAGAUCAUUUUUGACGGUUUCAACGAGUACAAUUUCAACAUUGAUGUCAUGGCCGCCAGCUACGAUUCGAUGAAGCAGGGCCUAACUCUUGUUGAGCAAGAGAUGCCUGCUUCGAUCUCUUUCCAUGUGCCAGACCAGUACCACAAGCGUAUCAUUGGCAUUGGCGGACAACAUAUUCAGCGUAUCAUGAAGAAGCACUCUGUCUUCGUGAAAUUCUCGAACGCUAUGGACCGAGGUGGCAUGGGCCGCGAGGACGACGACAUCAAGGUUGACAACGUCAUUUGCCGCACGCCGGCCAGGAACGCCCAGAAUCUCGAUGCUGUCAAAAAUGAGAUUCUGGAGAUGGUGGAUAGAGCCGAUUCUGAGUACACUUCUCAGAUUGUGAAUGUUGACCGCCUCUACCACCGCCAGCUUCUUGCGCGCCUCAGUGACAUAGAUGAACUGGAGAGCAAGUACAACUGCAAGAUUGUCUUCCCAAGCACCGAACAGGCCAGUGAUGAGGUUACUGUGACUGGCCCACAGUGGCAGGUGCCCCAUUGCGUGGAUGAGUUUUUGGGCAUGGUGCCUGACAACCAUGAGCUUGUGCUUACUCGUACCCCUGAGCUGAUCAAAUUUCUCGAAUCGCCAAGCUUCGCUCACGACCUUGUUCCGAAGUUGAAGACUCAGUACGAAGUCGAGGUGACGGUUCACCAAGAUGCUGACUCGGAGGAGGGGCUGCCGGCUAUUGCUCUCCGCUGGACCUUCACUCGUAACAAUGCCGGAGGGCUUCGGGAUGCCAUCGACUUCUUGCUUGCCCAAUUCGCCACAGCCGGUGUUGAAGUUACCAUUUUGAAGGGCUCGAUUCCCCGCCCCAAGUCAGACUCUUUCGAAGAUUCCCUUCAGUACUUUGACUCGAAGCUCCUUCAGCAUGCCCCAGCGACCAUUGCUGCCGACUCCCCCACCAAAGCUGCCUUUGAGGGCGAGGUUGCUCGCGAGCGAAGCACCAUUUUCGACCGCCUGCGCAAGCCCGGUAGUAUGACUUCCAUUUCGUCUUUCCUUGAUCGCCGCAAGAACAGCUCCCACUCGACCCACGGCAACUUUUUCAAGGGAUCCAGCAAUGUUUCCAAGUCUUCUCUUAUUUCGAUCGAGUCUACCCGCAGCUUUAAUGCGGACAGAAACCCCUGGAACGAUAGCGGCGUCAAUCUUCCUGACGACGACAACCCUUGGGCUCAUCGCCCCAUUGGGAAUGGCUCCGACAAGUUGACCAUUCCCCAACCUGGUGACGUAACGCCACGUCACAGCACUCGCGCGUCCGGUGACAGCGGACGCCCUUCUACGUCUCAUUCUACGAAUUCUGGAUACCCCGGUCCCAUCGGACCUUUCCGUUAG